AUGGAUUUUCAUCAUAAAAACAAUGAGAGAAAUAAUAAGUAUGGGAAUGAAAAAUCUAAUUAUGAUCGAAAUGAAAAGCAUAAUGAGAGAAAUAAUGAUCGAAACAAUGAUAGAAAUAAUGAAAGAAACAACGAAAGGAAUAAUGAAAGAAAUAAUGAUAGAAAUGAUAGAUAUGAUAACAAAAACGAUAGAAAGAGAAAGGAUCGUCAUCAAAAGAGAAAAAAUAGGAAAUAUUCGUCAUCUAGUGCUUCAAGACCAUCAUCUUCAGUUUCUGUUUCUGUUUCCUAAUCAGAAUCAUCAUCAAGUUCUGAAAAAAUACCCAGAUAUAGACCCAAAAAUCACGAUAACAUGGUAUUAUUGUUGGAGAAUUUACCAGAAGACUUAACAAAAUAAUAAUUGGAUAGUGCAUUUAAUGAGGCUGCAAUGGAAGCCAAUGUCAUUCCUCAUGAAGAAAUUUCUAUAAUAAAUGCAUUUGGGUAAGCAUACAUAAAAUAUUGCACUGUUGAUUAUGCAAGAAAAGUGUUAAUAUAUUUAAAAGGUAAAAUAUAAAUAGGUGAACAUACUCUUAAUGUAGAUUUUUAUGAUGAUACUAGUGGUAGACAGAGAAGAAAUAGACAUGAAUUAAAAAAUAGUUUAAUUAAUUAGCCUCCUACAAGUUAUGAUUGGAUAUGUGAUAAAUGUGGAUAUGAAAAUUUUGCAAAAAGACACAAAUGCAAUAAAUGUUUAAAUCCAAGAAAUAUCAAUUGUAAGAUAUUGAGUGUCAUGAUGGCUCCUCCUACUGGAUUUACUGAUGAUUCCAUAUGCAAUACUAGUUUGAUGAUUAAAGCAAAAUCCAUAGCUGAUGCCACUGACAGUGAUAUAUUAGAUAUCUUUGCUCCCCUUGCUGCUGUUAAGGAUAUAAGACUCGUCAAAAACAAAGUACCUAAGGAUCCAAGAAUGAAAGAAUAAAAGGAUUUUGCUUUUGUAGAAUUCUUUAGUGUUGAAGACGCAGAGAAUGUUUAUAGAUAUGUUACUUAAAACGAAGUCAGACUUCAUGGCGAUUAACUAAUAAUCUAAUAUUCCAGAAACAACAGAGCAUCACGAUAUGAAGACCAUUCUAAACCAUUUGGAUUCUAUCCAAAUAACUAAUUUGUGAUGCAGCCAUAAGGACCUUUACAACCAUAGAUUCCCUCAUCAAUUUCAUCUUAAGUCAAUACAUAACAACAACCAUAAUAACCCUAAGAUAUUAUCCAACAACAACAAUCAACUCAGAUGUAGAUUCCCCUGCCAAUUUAAAUGCCAAUAUCUAUGCAAAUACCAAUACCUUCUCCUAUGCCGAUGCAUUAAAUCCCUUAAAUUCCACCUAUAUAACAUAAUCAAUCACCUUAAACCCAACCUAUUCCUUAAUUACCAAUAUAAAUGCCAGAAGUUUCAAUUGUCUAACCAAUAGUUUAAGCCCCAUACCAAGCUGCUUAACUUGCUCAAGAGAGGAUUAUAUUGAAACAAGAGUAAAAACUUACAUUAUCAACCCCCCCAAUGAAUCUAAUGACACAACUUCCACCUAAGAUUCAUGCCCCUAAACCUUAAUAAUAGUAAUAGCCAAGUUAAUAAUAAUCCCAAUAAAAAAAGUAAUAAAAAGUAGAAGAAGUAGACGAAGAGGUCAAAUCAGAUAAAGAAGAUGAAUAGCCUUCUCCUCUCCCUCCCAAAGUUAUCAAUAAAGCACAGCCUCAAUUAACUGAGGCGUAAAUAAGAAAAAAGGCUGAGUUAGAAUUAAAGAAAUGGGAAAAAUUAUAAUAAACAAAAAAGCCAGAGGUCAAGGUUACUCCUUCUAAACCCAUCAUAAACCAAGUUGAGGCUCAAACUAGAUUGAUUUUAUAUAUUUGCCCAAUCUGCAGAAAGAAGUUCCCAAAUGAAGAAAUUAUGAAUUAUCAUUCUCUCAACUCUGAGAUGCACAAGUAAAAAUUAUUAUCAAUGUGA
Molecule: messenger RNA, 1956 nt
Organism: Paramecium tetraurelia
Lineage: Eukaryota; Ciliophora; Oligohymenophorea; Peniculida; Parameciidae
Exons: 4
Biological process (GO): mRNA splicing, via spliceosome
Cellular component (GO): nucleus
Molecular function (GO): RNA binding
Source: RefSeq, a predicted model, not a curated record